CAGGUGUACAGGAAGGCCAAGUGGCCGGCGGCGCUCCAAGCAGGAUGUGCUGUGGAGGCCGCUGCCAAUUCGAUGCGGCCCAGGGUCCCCGCCGGCUCAUGCGCACCGGCCUCGCCUUGAUCCUGGUGGGCCACGUGAACUUGUUGGUGGGAGCAGUGCUUCACGGCACCGUCCUGCGGCAUGUGGCGAACCCCGGCGGAGGCAUCACGCCCGAGUACACCACGGCCAACGUCGUCUCCGUGGGCUCGGGCCUUCUGAGCGUGGCUGCGGGACUCGUGGCGUUGCUGGCCUCCAGGAACCUCUUCCUGCCCAAGCUGCACUGGGCCUUGCUGGCCGUGUCCUUGCUGAACCUGCUCCUGUCCGCCGCCUGUUCCCUGGGGCUGCUCUUGGCCUUCUCGAUGACCGUGGCCAACGGAGGCCGACGCCUUCUUGCCCAGUGCUACCAGAGCCUCUCCGACCCAUUGGCACCCACUGACGACUGCCCUUUCGACCCCACCCGAAUCUACGAGACGGCUCUGGCUCUCUGGCUUCCAUCUAUGCUCAUGGCUGCAGCCGAGGCUGCUUUGUCUGGAUACUGUUGUGGGGCUGCACUAGCCCUUCGGGGGUUCCAGCCCUGUGGGGAGGAAGGACUACUGCAACAGCUUCAGGAACUGGGAGAAUCUGAAUUCCCCAAAGGGAAAAGGCAGGAAAGUGAACAGCUUUUGGAGGAAGAAAUCCAUACAUCGAGGAAAGUCUGGGUUUAGGACAGUUCGUGUGAUUGAAGCUAACAAGCCUGGGGUGACAAUUGUUUUUCCUUCCUAAAACCACAGGAAAACUAACCCAGAAUGUGAUGUAAAUAAUUGUAAUAAAAGACCUGCUUUCCACUUGCACCUAA
This is a messenger RNA of Vombatus ursinus (common wombat), 874 nucleotides long. RefSeq names its product keratinocyte associated protein 3 (gene KRTCAP3). Lineage: Eukaryota; Metazoa; Chordata; Mammalia; Diprotodontia; Vombatidae. The transcript has 7 exons. Bases 45 to 743 code for a protein of 232 amino acids. The record is from RefSeq and is a predicted model, not a curated record.